This is a messenger RNA of Prunus mume (Japanese apricot), 986 nucleotides long. Its product is annotated as germin-like protein subfamily 1 member 20. Gene Ontology annotation, molecular function: manganese ion binding. NCBI's taxonomy places the organism in Eukaryota, Viridiplantae, Streptophyta, Magnoliopsida, Rosales, Rosaceae. The record is from RefSeq and is a predicted model, not a curated record.
GGGAAAAUCCAAGACCAGUUCAUGAGUUUCUGUAAUCUAUAAAUAGCAAGUGUCCCACGCAGGAUUUCCAAAGCAACUCUUCUUCUACACAAUAUAUAUUCUAAGAUUUAAAGAGAGAUACAGAGGAGAGGGGACAAAUACGAACGAUGAUGAAAGGUGUUCAUUUCCCGCUAUCUAUUGUUGCCACAUUGGCAUUGGCCACCUUCCUCGUCUCUGCCUCAGACCCCAGUCCUCUGCAGGACUUCUGCGUAGCAAUUAAUAACACCGAAUCUGCUGUGUUUGUGAAUGGGAAAUUCUGCAAGGACCCGAAGCUUGUGACUGCAAAUGAUUUUUUCUUCUCCGGGCUCAGAAUUCCUGGGAACACAUCAAAUCCGGUUGGUUCAUUCGUGACACCAGCGAAUGUGGAGCAAAUAGCUGGACUCAACACUCUUGGCAUAUCCCUGGCUCGCAUAGACUUUGCACCAAACGGCCUCAACCCUCCUCACACCCACCCACGCGGCACAGAAUUUCUCAUAGUCUUGGAAGGCACACUCUAUGUUGGCUUCGUCUCAUCCAAUGGCGACAACAAUCGGCUGUUCACCAAGGUGUUGAACAAGGGAGAUGUGUUUGUGUUCCCAGUUGGUCUCAUUCACUUCCAGCUCAACGUGGGACACGUCAACGCUUUAGCCGUUGCUGGUCUGAGCAGCCAGAACCCAGGAGUUAUCACCAUAGCCAAUGCAGUGUUCGGGUCAAACCCUCCUAUUAACCCUGAUGUUCUAGCCAAGGCAUUCCAGAUCGACGACAAGGAGGUUGAGUAUCUUCAGAAACAGUUCUGGUACAACAACAAUUAAUAAUCAGAUUAUUCAUAACAAAAGGCCAAGGCACUAAUAUGCAUGGAUUUAAGGUGGCCAAUAUGAAUUUUCUCUAAGCUCUACACAAACUAUAAUCUAAAUCUAGCUAAUGUUAUUAAUUAAAUAAGAUAGUUUGUUUAUGCAAUCUUGUAAUCC